AUGGUGGCUAGUGAGAGACGAGAAUCCCAUUUCACUUCCAUUAUUGAUCGUGGCAAGAAGGAGACCUACUUUUUCUUGGUGAUGGAGCUUGUUGGACAAAGCCUGGCGGCGCUGAAAAUGGCAAGGCCAGCAAAGAUAUUUUCAAUAUCUACUGGUUUGGGAGCCGGAAUUCAAUGUUUGGAAGCAUGCCAAGACCUGCACAAAUACGGAUUCAUACAUCGGGAUCUGAAACCGGCUAACUAUGCUAUUGGUCUAGCGGAAAAACGGAGAACUGUGUACAUUCUCGAUUUCGGUAUAGCACGGAAAAUAUUGAAUCCGAAAGGCGAGCUGAAAGCUCCACGUCAAACUGUUCGCUUCAAGGGAACUAUCCGUUUUGCCUCGAUAGCAUGCCAUAAAAAUAUUGAAAUGGGUCCAAAGGACGACUGCGAAUCCUGGUUCUACUUACUACUCGAUCUUAUAAUGCCAAGAGGGCUUUUAUGGAAAUCGGUCCCUGACAAAAAUAUGGUGAGAAAAAUAAAAGAAGAAAUGCGCACAAUCAGAAGAGAAGCAGCAUUCCAUGGAGUUAAGUGUAAAACACAACUUAUGAGCGUUAUGGAUUACUUGGAUACGUUACAGUAUCAAGAUCGUGUCGACUAUGAAUAUAUAUACAAGUUACUAGAGCUA
Molecule: messenger RNA, 663 nt
Organism: Ostertagia ostertagi
Lineage: Eukaryota; Metazoa; Nematoda; Chromadorea; Rhabditida; Trichostrongylidae
Source: the annotation of a GenBank genome assembly